Molecule: messenger RNA, 1265 nt
Organism: Aricia agestis (brown argus)
Lineage: Eukaryota; Metazoa; Arthropoda; Insecta; Lepidoptera; Lycaenidae
Gene: Rad51D
Product: DNA repair protein RAD51 homolog 4
Exons: 5
Coding region: 258-1262 (334 amino acids)
Biological process (GO): DNA strand invasion; telomere maintenance; double-strand break repair via homologous recombination
Cellular component (GO): replication fork; centrosome; Rad51B-Rad51C-Rad51D-XRCC2 complex
Molecular function (GO): four-way junction DNA binding; single-stranded DNA binding; ATP-dependent DNA damage sensor activity
Source: RefSeq, a predicted model, not a curated record
CUCACCGCCAUUAUUUGAACUUUCACGAAUUUCACGAAUUUGAAAUUUUCAGAAACAUUAGUCAUUAGUGGUAAUCUGUAAAAACCAAAUAAUUAUUGACUAUUCAAAGCGGUUUAAAGUUGUAAAAAUAUACAUAUACAAUGAGUUGUAAUUUGUAAGUGGUUGUAGCAGUAGGUAGUGGUUGUAAACAUAGUUGUAAAAAAAUGUAAAUUUGUAAAUUGCACUUAAUUAUGUAAUCUACUUUAGAGACUCAAGAGAUGAAUAAAAUAACAGCUGGAGAUCAUCUAUUACUAACUAGAAGGAUACAAAAAGUCCUGUCUCAAAAUAAUGUGACAACUAUUUUAGAAUUUUUAUGUGAAGAUGCAGAAAAAUUGUCAAUUAUAACAAAAUUACCCUUAUCACAAAUAGUGGAAAUCAGAAAUUCUUUUCUCACUGCUUAUUCUGCACCAGUUAAAAGUGGCACAGAUCUGUUUUUGCAAAGUGUGAUAUCAAAAAAAUUUAUGUUAUGUUCAGGUAUACCAAAAUUGGAUUUAAUUUUAUCUGGUGGGUUUCUAAUCGGACAAAUUUCUGAAAUAUGUGGGUUAGCUGGUUCUGGGAAAACACAAAUUUGUAUGCAGAUAGCAAUUAAUUGUGCCAAGAUGCCAGAGAAAACUGUACUUUAUAUUGAUACUAAAGGUGAUUUCUCCGCAACCCAUAUUCAAAAAGGGCUUCAUUUGAAUGGGUUGUCUUAUAAGGAAAUGGCAGAAGUAAUGCUGAAAAUAAAAAUAAUCAACAUUUGGACUUUACAAGACCUAGUCGAUUUUAUGAAAAACUUAAAUACAAAUGAGGCAGCUGUGAACAAUUUAGCUGUAAUAAUUGUGGAUUCUUUACCAGCGUUGAUGUUUCAACAUUUCGGUGAUAACAAUAAGAUUGGUUUAACUUUCCUCAACACUUUUGUAACUUUUUGCCAUACACUUGGAAGGAAACUAAAGGUUGCUGUUAUUUGUGUCAAUAUUGAAACAAGAUGGGUUGAACUGGAUACUACAGAUAUUGAUGAUGAUGAAGUAACAAUAGAUGCUAAGGAGAAUGUCUAUGUGGAAAGAAGGACCCGCUGCUUAGGCAAAUACUGGCAACACAUUCCGGCUAUACUUGUGCAUGUAGAAAAGAAAGUGGAAGCAAAAAAUGGUCAUCACCUUAUACAUGUUAAUGUAAAAAAGUAUAAUAUUUCACCUAUAUCUGUCGAGGAAUGCACAUUAUGUAUUGGUAAUACAGGAGUUACAUGAGGA